GUUAGCCAAAUCAGUAUCAUUUCAAGACCUGACACAAUAUGACAAUAAUCAUUCCGCGCUUGCUGUUGCUCCUCGCGAUCUUCGCCAGCCAAACGGAGGCACGCGCCUCACAGGGCCUCCAAGUGCAGCUGCCGCAUGGCGGCUGGCUGCUUGGACGCCAUCGCACCACGCACAGUGGACGCCACAUGCGCGCCUUUAUGGGCAUUCCGUAUGCGCUGCCACCGCUUGGAGAGUUGCGCUUUCGUCCACCGAUUCCACAGCCUGGCUGGGAGGGCGAACGUUUGGCGCUGAAGGAUGCGCCGAUCUGCAUGCAACGCGAUCCCUUCAGACGCGACAUGCUCAUCGAGGGCUCCGAGGAUUGCCUCUAUCUCAAUGUGUAUACGCCGGAUCCCGUCGAGAUCGCCGGAGACAAACUGUUGCCCGUCAUGGUUUGGUUCCAUGGCGGUGGCUGGCAAUGCGGCUCCGGUAUUAGCAGCUUCUAUGGUCCCGACUUUCUACUCGAUCACAACAUUGUGCUUGUCUCGGCGAACUUCCGGCUGGGUCCUUUGGGCUUCCUCAGCACCGAGACGCUCGAUUGUCCCGGCAACAAUGGACUCAAGGAUCAGUUGCAAGUACUGCGCUGGAUACGCGACAAUGUGGCCGCCUUCGGAGGUGAUCCGCAGCAGGUGACUGUGUUUGGUGAAAGCGCCGGCGGUGCCAGUGUCACAUAUCACAUGUUGUCGCCCCAAUCGCGUGGUCUUCUGCAUCGUGGAAUUGCCCAAUCGGGCACGUACUACAAUCCGUGGGCGCAGCCAGCGCACAAAGGCGUGGCAGCUAAACGUGCUGCGAAACUGACGCAGCUGGUGGAUUGUGAUGCAGCUGGCGAGGAUUGGGCAGCCAAAUUAAAGUGUUUGCGUAGCAAACCAGCUGAGCAAAUUGUAGCCACGCUCUACGACAUGUUUCUUUGGGACUUUGAUCCCAUGAUCCCGUUUCCGCCUGUCAUUGAGCCGCAACACGAUGACGCCUUCUUGACCGAGUUGCCACGUGAGACAUCAGCGCCACCGCAUGGCCAACAGCUGCCACUGAUGCUGGGUGUCACCUCGGAGGAGGGAUUGCUCAAGACGGCAGCGUUGCUCAAUUUGCCACAGUUGCUGUCGGAGUUUAAGACGCGUUUCGAGCAACUGCUGCCCGUCGUGUUGAACUAUGAUCAUCAUGCUAACGAGACUCAACAGCAGAUCACUCAGCACAUUGAGACAUUCUAUUUCAAGGCCGGACACAAUUACAACAAGUCCAAUCAUCAGAAUUUAACCGAUCUCAUUUCGGAUGGCUGGUUUGUGGCCGGUGUCGAUGAGUAUCUGCAGAUGCGUCUCCAGGAUAAGCAGCAAUCUGUGGCACCCACUUAUGUGUAUCUCUUCGAUCACAAAGGUGCCGCCAGUUUUUCCGAGCUCUUCAAGGGCGGCCACAAUGAAUUCUAUGGCGCUUGUCAUGCCGAGGAGCUGCAGUAUCUCUUUCCCAUUGGCCAAGAGCUUUUUGUUAGCGCUGUGCCAACGCGUCAGGAUCUCCAGUUGCGUGAAUUGAUGUUGCGACUUUGGGUGAAUUUUGCCAGCAGCGGCGAUCCGAAUCCUGUGAUAGGCACUAGCAACUUACCCAGCUGGCUGCCUGCCUCCUCGUAUCCCGUUACCUAUGCCCGACUUGGCACCAAACUCGAUCUCGAUGCGAAUAAUGAUGAAUUGGUGCCGCCUUUAUUGCGCAUGGAGGCGGCGCUGCUGCAGCAUCGAGUGGACUUCUGGCGGCAGCUCAAGGCCCAUUUACCUGCCCAUCGACGAUCGUCGCAUCAGCACAACGAGCUAUAAUUGCUGCAUACAAAUAUUCAUGUACAUAUAAUUUUUAAAUACACCUUUUUUUACAAAUUACCGAGUUCGC
Drosophila albomicans is the source of this 1902-nucleotide messenger RNA. RefSeq names its product venom carboxylesterase-6. The transcript is spliced from 4 exons. NCBI's taxonomy places the organism in Eukaryota, Metazoa, Arthropoda, Insecta, Diptera, Drosophilidae. Bases 39 to 1832 code for a protein of 597 amino acids. The record is from RefSeq and is a predicted model, not a curated record.